AUGAAUAAACUUUUAAAAUUUUUAUUUAUUUUUAUUUUUUCAUUAAAUAAUGUAACAUCGCAAUCUAUUCCUUUAUUUACCCAAAUAUAUGGUUAUUUUGACCAAGGAAAUAGCUGGUCAUUUGACCCAUCAGGUGUUUCUGAAGUUGGUAUUUCAAAUCCAAAUGGUGUGUGUAUUGCAAGAUAUCCAAUUAAUAAAGAAACUAUUCAUGUUGGUUUCUUUAUAUCCGACGCAAAUAUAACAUUUGUUAUUCAAGGAGCGGUUUCUCUUUCAAAAGAAUUAAUAGUUAACAAAAAUUGUACAACUCAUUUCGAUAAUCAAAGUGAUGAUGAUGGUACAGAAAUUUUAAAAAUAAAUUUAAUGGAAGAAGAUUCAGUUGUUUUAAAUACAGGUAGAAUGAGUGGCAAAAAAACUCAUAUUUCAAAUAAAGGUGUUGUUAGAAAUAAUGGUGACAUGAGAGUAAGUGAUAUACAGAAUAUUAAGGGUCAAUUUUAUAGCAGCUCAUCUUCAUAUACCCAAUUAAAUGGAUUUUUAAAUAAUAAUGGUUAUAGUUAUUUUUCUGGUACAGUAAAUUUUAAUAAUAAUUCAUUGGAUGGUCAAGUAUUAUUAAAAACUACUUCAGAGACUAUAUUCAAGGAUUCACUUACAACAAUUAACAUGCAAAAUAUUAUAGUUACAGCAGAGUCCUCACUUAAUAUACAAAGCUCAGCUUUAUCAUCGAUUCCUUUUAACUCAGAUUCAAAAUGUUCAAUGAAAGUAACUGAUAGUUCAUGGGUUUUAAUAUCAAACAAUUCAAAUUUAGAUUUUACAAACACUACUUUAUCAUUAACAGAUUCAGCUAAAUUAAAUAUUUCAAACUCAAAAAUGUACUCAGAUUCAAAUAUUAAAAUGAAAUCUUAUACAACUUUAGGAAUAAAAGACAGUGGUCUUUUAUCAUCAAAUAAUUUUUUGGCCAGUGGUUAUUCUACAGUAAACCUUGAUCAAAAUUCAGUUCUGGAAAGUAAAAAUUUAAUUUUAUUUGACAAUUCAAAAAUGCACCUAGAUUCCUCAAUAAUCGACAUUGGUAUAAAGUCAGAUGGUUCCUAUGAUUCAAGUGAUGAAAUUAUAGAUUUACCCGAUAAAAGUAAAAUUUUAGCUGCUUUAGCAAAUAGCUCAUCUAUAACUGCACAAAACUCCUCAACCUUAAUAAUUUCUGGAGCUUUUGGUAUCGUCAAUAAUGCAAGUAUAUUUAUGGAAGGAUCAUCGAUGAGUAUUUCCAAAUCAUUCCGAUCUUUUGAUAAAACAUCAAUUAAUGGUACAAAUUCAAAGAUUGAAAUUAAAGAUCAGUUUGAUAUAAAUGAUGAAUCUUCAUUUUUAUUCAAAGGUUCCUCAUUGGAUAUAACUGGUUCAUUUAGCAUAAAUUCAAAUAAAAUCAAUAUUCAAAGAGAAUUUUUUGAUUCUAAUAUUAAAAUCGAUGGUAAAUUAUAUAAUAUUGGUAAAUUAUCUUUUGAAAAAUCAAAGGUCAAUUUAAAUAAAAAUUUUACAAGUAUUGGUCAAAUAAAAAGUAAUCAAACAAAUUAUUCAAUUUUACUGGGCCAGUUUAACCUGUAUGGUUUUUAUGAUGGUAUUGGGGAUACCAUAAAUUUAUUAAGUGGUCAAAUGAACAUUGCUAAACUAAGUUCAUUUAAUUGCGAGAAUUGUCAAAUUGAUUCAAAUGGAAGUAUUAAACAGUUCAAAUCAUCAAAAUUAAAGCUUUUCUCCUCAAGUUUUACAAAUAGAAAGGGAAAUGUAGAAAUGGAUGGUGAUUUUUCAUUAGAUGCAAAAAGCAAGCUAACAAAUGCUGGUGAAUUCAUUCUACAAAGUGAUAUAGUUUUAAAUGAUAAUAGACAACAGGAAAAUGAUACAUUGGAUACAUUAGUGUUAAAUCAAGGUAAUUUUACUAUUAAGGGAGAAAAUACCACAAAUGUAUUUGUCGAUUUCGAAAAUAGAGGGUCAUUAGUAUUACAACAAAACUCAAUAUUUAAAAAAAUUAAUCAAUAUGAUGGUAAUAUAUCUUUGUCGAAUCAAGUUGAUAUUCAAUCUAAUCAAACUAUCGAAUUAAAUGGAGGUUCUUUAUUUGGAAAUGGUUCUGUAACAGCUGAAAGUUUAAAUAAUAAAAAUGCAACUUUGGGUAGUAAGGAAUUUUUUUAUCAAUUAAACAUCAAUGGCAACUAUACUCAAGGUGAAAAUGGUAAAAUGAUAGUGACAAUUGACAGUACAAAUAAAAUAUCUUUGGUUAAUAUUAGUGGUAGUGCAAUCAUUAAUGGCACCCUUAUUGUAAGAAUGAAUAAAAAUAUGGUAGAAAAUUCCUCAAAUUAUAACAAAUCAAUGAUAAUCAUGCAUACUAAUGAAAUGCAAGGUGGCUACAGUUCAAUUCAGUUCAAAACAUAUGACCCUGAAACUGGUGAAGAGCAAGAUGACAACAAUGAUUGUAAUAAUUAUCAAGUGCAAUCAAGUAAAACUUCUUUUUCUGUUCUUUUAAAUGGUAAUAGUUGCAAAAAAGACGGUUUAACAACUCCUCAAAUAAUAGGUAUUGCUGUGGGUGGUUUUGUUUUUGUAGCUAUUGGGGUCAUGGUAGCAUCCUAUUUUGUUUUUACAAAAUAUCGUUAUUCAGAAAAUUCUAUUAAAUUAAAAAAAAUAAUUUCAAAAUUUAAAUAA
Messenger RNA from Dictyostelium purpureum, 2676 nucleotides. RefSeq lists its product as uncharacterized. The coding region runs from base 1 to 2676 and encodes 891 amino acids. The record is from RefSeq and is a predicted model, not a curated record. The transcript has 3 exons. Lineage: Eukaryota; Evosea; Eumycetozoa; Dictyosteliales; Dictyosteliaceae.